AAACACAGUCCUCACUCCUCACUCCCGAAACAACACACUGAUCCUGUGCGAAGCUUACAGUACAAACCCUAGAAAUUCCAGAUUUUUCAAAAAAGACGAGCAGAUAGUCAGUGUUUUAGGGUUUGCUUCAAGGAGAAAGCUGAAUAUUUUGGUGCAAUGGGGGUGUUGCAGUCUUCCAAGGAAGAGAUAGGAACGAGUAGUAAGGAUGACAAGGACAGGCUGUCUGAUGAGGGUGAUAUGGACAUAGAUGAUGAUGAUGAUGAUAUAUUUGAUGACUUCAGUGUGCGACAACUGGGGGAAGAAUAUCUAAAAGGUUUCUGUCGAAAGGCAGCUAUGUCUUUCUUCAAGGAGUAUGGUUUGAUUAGCCAUCAGAUCAACUCGUACAAUGAUUUCAUUAAAAAUGGUCUCCAGAAGGUCUUUGAUUCUUUUGGUACGAUUAUUAUUGAACCUGGCCAUGAUCCAUCAAAGAAGGGAGACAGUGGUGAGUUACGUUAUGCUUCUGUGACAUUUGGAAGGGUCUCACUCGAUCGGCCUACCAUUUUCACUGCUAGUGGAGCAGGUGAUCAAAAACUGCUCCCCAGGCAUGCCAGGCUUCAAAACAUGACAUAUUCAUCCAGGAUGAAAGUUAAUGUCACAUUUCAGGUAUAUACAAAGAGACUUGUUAGGAGUGACAAGUUUAAAACUGGACAAGAGCAAUUUCUUCAGGAUGACAUUGUAUAUGAAGACGUGAGGGAAAUCAUAAUUGGGAGUAUCCCUGUGAUGGUAAGAUCAGAGUUGUGUUGGAUGAAUGAAGCGGAAAAAGAUGAUUGUGAUUUUGAUCAUGGUGGCUAUUUUCUGAUCAAGGGUGCUGAGAAGAUAUUUGUUGCUCAAGAGCAAAUUUGCAUGAAAAGACUAUGGAUUUCAAAUAACCAGGGUUGGACAGUUGCAUACAAGUCAGAGGUGAAGAGGAAUAGACUAAUUAUUAGACUUGUGGGGAAUUCAAAUUUUGAAGACAAUAAGGGAGCAGAGAAAGGACUAAAUGUAGCAGAGAAAGUACUAAAUGUAUAUUUCCUAUCCACUGAGAUUCCUCUGUGGAUUUUAUUUUUUGCCCUUGGAAUCUCAUCAGACCGAGAAGUUGUGGAUCUGAUUGAUUAUGAGAACACUGAUGCUGGUAUAUCAAAUAUACUAUUUGCCUCAAUACACGAUGCUGAUAACAAAUGUGAAGGAUUUCGUAGAGGAAAGAAAGCUCUUGGUCAUUUACAGAAGUUAAUACAAGAGACCAAAUUUCCACCUGAGGAAAAAGAAGUUGAAAAGUGCAUAGCCUUGUAUCUUUUUCCUGCUCUUCAUGGCCGUAAACAAAAGGCUCGAUUUCUUGGGUAUAUGGUCAAGUGUCUGUUACAAGCCUAUUCUGGCCGCAGAAAAUGUGACAAUAGAGAUGAUUUUCGAAAUAAGAGGUUAGAGUUGGCUGGUGAGCUCCUUGAACGAGAGCUAAAAGUGCAUAUUGCUCAUGCAAGGAGACGGAUGGCCAAGGCUUUGCAAAGAGAUCUUUAUCCAGAUCGCUCUCCACGGCCCAUUGAGCAUUAUCUGGAUGCAUCAAUUAUCACAAAUGGUCUUUCCAGAGCGUUUUCCACUGGAGCAUGGUCACAUCCCUUUAGGAGGAUGGAAAGGAUUUCUGGUGUUGUUGCAAAUCUUGGGCGGGCAAAUCCUCUGCAGACGUUGAUUGAUCUACGGAAAACACGCCAACAGGUUGCCUACACUGGGAAGGUUGGAGAUGCCAGAUACCCACACCCUUCUCACUGGGGCAAAGUUUGCUUUCUUUCUACCCCAGAUGGUGAAAAUUGUGGGCUUGUGAAAAAUCUGGCCAUCACUGGGCUUGUUAGUACAGACACGCUGGAACCCUUUGUUGAUACAUUGUUUGAUUGUGGUAUGGAGAAGCUAGUGGAUGAUGCUACAACUUCACUUAACAGGAAAUGUAAAGUGUUUCUGAAUGGAGAGUGGAUUGGUGUUUGUGAAGAUUCACUCUCAUUUACAGCUGAGUUGAGAAGAAAGCGGCGGAAGAAACAAUUUCCACAUCAGGUGGAAAUCAAAAGGGAUCAGAAGCAAGGAGAAGUCCGUAUCUUUUCUGAUGCUGGAAGGAUUCUGCGUCCUCUUUUGGUAGUUGAGAAUAUCAAGAAGAUCAAAGCAUUUAAAGGGGGAAAUUACACCUUUCAGUCUCUUUUGGACAAGGGGAUAAUCGAGCUGGUUGGAUGCGAAGAAGAGGAGGAUUGUCGUACUGCAUGGGGUAUAAAGUACCUUGUAGCGGAGGAUGAAGGGAAGGAAUGUGUCAAGUAUACUCACUGUGAACUUGAUAUGUCGUUUCUGUUGGGAUUGAGCUGUGGGAUUAUUCCAUUCGCAAAUCAUGAUCAUGCUAGGAGGGUUCUUUACCAAUCGCAGAAGCAUUGUCAACAGGCAAUUGGGUUUUCUACCACAAAUCCGAACAUACGAGUUGAUACCCUGUCACACCAGCUCUACUACCCACAAAGGCCACUCUUUCGGACAAUGACUGCUGACUGUCUUGGGCAAACAGGUGGAUCACUGGGUCAGACUCGAAUACUGCCAAAGCCUGAAUUGUUCAAUGGCCAGAAUGCUAUUGUGGCAGUGAACGUCCAUCUUGGAUACAACCAAGAAGAUUCCUUGGUCAUGAACCGGGCCUCUCUAGAGCGUGGGAUGUUCCGUUCGGAACACAUAAGAAGUUAUAAAGCAGAGGUUGAUAACAAGGAGGACAUUCAGGAGAAAAGGCGGAAAUUAGAGGACCAUGUAAGUUUUGGGAAAAUACAGAGUAAGAUUGGACGGGUGGAUAGCCUUGAUGAUGAUGGAUUUCCUUUCAUCGGUGCCAAUCUGCAGAGUGGGGAUAUUGUUAUAGGAAAGUGUGCUGAAUCUGGGGCUGAUCACAGUAUAAAACUGAAGCACACUGAGAGAGGCCUGGUUCAGAAGGUGGUUCUAUCUUCAAAUGAUGAUGGAAAAAAUUUUGCUGUGGUAUCUCUGAGACAGGUUCGUACUCCAUGUCUUGGGGACAAGUUCUCAAGCAUGCAUGGACAGAAAGGUGUUCUUGGAUUUCUGGAGGCUCAGGAGAACUUUCCCUUCACAGCACAAGGUAUCGUCCCUGAUGUGGUAAUUAAUCCGCAUGCAUUUCCUUCACGGCAAACGCCAGGCCAACUCUUGGAGGCUGCUUUGGCAAAGGGUAUUGCCUGUGGUGGGUCAUUGAGACAUGCCACCCCAUUCUCCACUCUCUCUGUUGAGGCCAUCACUGAGCAGCUGCAUAGAGCUGGAUUUUCAAGGUGGGGAAAUGAGAGAGUCUACAAUGGCCGAACUGGUGAGAUGGUUCGAACGAUGAUUUUCAUUGGACCGACAUUCUAUCAGCGGCUAAUACACAUGGCAGAAGAUAAAGUUAAGUUCCGAAAUACUGGGCCCGUCCACCCACUCACGAGGCAACCAGUUGCAGACAGGAAACGAUUUGGUGGCAUCAAAUUUGGGGAGAUGGAGCGGGACUGCCUCAUUGCCCAUGGUGCCUCGGCGAACUUGCACGAGCGCCUCUUCACACUCAGUGAUUCCUCUCAGAUGCACGUCUGCCAGAAGUGCGAAAAUGUAGCAAGUGUGAUACAACGGACGGUGCAGGGUGGCCGCAAGAUCAGAGGCCCCUACUGCAGGUUGUGCGAGUCUGCAGAUGAUAUUGUGAGGGUAAGUGUUCCAUACGGUGCCAAGUUACUGUAUCAGGAGCUUUUCUGCAUGGGCAUCAAUCUCAAGUUUGAAACCCGUAUAUGUUAGAAUUUGUUGGGUUUUAUCUGUUGGCUACUUAACUUUUCAGAACUUGGUAUAUGACAUACCUCCUUAACACCUGGAGUCUGUUCCGGUGAUUCUGCAAAACCAUUUGCUAAACUUAUUAGAGCAACUCUUUUUAUGCUAUUGACUUCGUAAAAUUUCCUGAAA
Molecule: messenger RNA, 3945 nt
Organism: Rubroshorea leprosula
Lineage: Eukaryota; Viridiplantae; Streptophyta; Magnoliopsida; Malvales; Dipterocarpaceae
Source: the annotation of a GenBank genome assembly